AUGGGCCACAAUCCCGAGCAAAGUGGGGAUUAUACUUAUUUAGAGAUUAGUUUUGAUAAAAUGAUAGGAACUUGUUCUCAUGAAUUAGCUCAUUAUCUGCAAUUAGUUAAGCAUGGUAAAAGCAGUUGUGAGAGUGAUUUAAAGUUGAAUAAUGGGAGGUAUGAUAAAGAAUUAGCCAGCGAACAGGAAAAAUGA
Molecule: messenger RNA, 195 nt
Organism: Funneliformis geosporum
Lineage: Eukaryota; Fungi; Glomeromycota; Glomeromycetes; Glomerales; Glomeraceae
Source: the annotation of a GenBank genome assembly